Messenger RNA from Opisthocomus hoazin, 558 nucleotides. The record is from RefSeq and is a predicted model, not a curated record. Lineage: Eukaryota; Metazoa; Chordata; Aves; Opisthocomiformes; Opisthocomidae.
AUGACUACCCCAAAUAAGACACCACCUGGUGCUGAUCCAAAGCAGUUAGAGAGGACUGGUACUGUUAGAGAAAUAGGCUCACAAGCAGUUUGGUCUCUUUCAUCCUGUAAGCCAGGAUUUGGAGUGGAUCAGUUACGAGAUGAUAAUCUAGAAACUUACUGGCAAUCAGAUGGAUCACAGCCUCAUUUGGUGAACAUCCAAUUUAGAAGAAAAACAACAGUGAAGACACUAUGUAUUUAUGCAGACUACAAAUCUGAUGAAAGUUACACUCCAAGCAAAAUCUCUGUCAGAGUAGGAAAUAAUUUUCAUAAUCUCCAGGAAAUCCGGCAACUUGAAUUAGUGGAACCAAGUGGCUGGAUUCAUGUUCCUUUAACAGAUACUCAUAAGAAGCCUAUUCGCACGUUUAUGAUUCAGAUUGCUGUUCUAGCUAAUCACCAAAAUGGAAGAGACACUCACAUGAGACAAAUCAAAGUGUACACCCCAGUGGAAGAGAGCUCUAUUGGUAAAUUUCCUAGAUGUACAACAAUUGAUUUCAUGAUGUAUCGCUCCAUAAGAUAA